Sinocyclocheilus grahami is the source of this 346-nucleotide messenger RNA. RefSeq names its product apelin (gene apln). Bases 1 to 294 code for a protein of 97 amino acids. The transcript has 3 exons. Gene Ontology annotation, biological process: signal transduction. Lineage: Eukaryota; Metazoa; Chordata; Actinopteri; Cypriniformes; Cyprinidae. The record is from RefSeq and is a predicted model, not a curated record. Gene Ontology annotation, molecular function: hormone activity; apelin receptor binding.
AUGAAGGUGGUAAACCUGGAAGAAAUUAUGUCGGUGAGAAGGAGGCCCACUAUCAGCACCAUCAGAUCUAAUGCAAUAAGGAGUUAUUUUAUGUAUCAUAAUUCACAUACUCUCUUUCCGUCCGCAGGUCCAAUGGCCUCCACCGAGCAUAGCAAAGAGCUGGAGGAGGUGGGCAGCAUGAGGACUCCUUUGCGGCAGAAUCCUGCUCGAGCCGGCCGGAGCCAAAGACCUUCUGGCUGGAGGAGGAGACGCCCUCGACCCCGCCUCUCCCAUAAGGGGCCCAUGCCAUUUUAGAGCAAGGUCAGUUUGACAUUACCAACGCAAAAGCCUGAAAGCAAAAAAUAAG